Messenger RNA from Gorilla gorilla gorilla (western lowland gorilla), 1323 nucleotides. RefSeq lists its product as uncharacterized. Lineage: Eukaryota; Metazoa; Chordata; Mammalia; Primates; Hominidae. The transcript is spliced from 9 exons. The coding region runs from base 1 to 1323 and encodes 440 amino acids. The record is from RefSeq and is a predicted model, not a curated record.
AUGAUCACCACAAAACAUAAGCGUAAUCAAAUCCUGCAAGCUACAUCCUCUGAGGAGUCUCUAGUUCACAAGGACAGAGGAGAUGGAGAGAGGCCAGUCAAUGCGAGGGUGGUGCAGGUGGCCCCUCUGAGGCGUGAAUCUACUCCCCAUGGGGACACCGUCCACGACAUCACGAACGAGGACGCCGUCCACGACACCGCCAACGAGGACACCUUCCACGGCACCGCCGACGAGGUCGCCAUCCACGGCACCGCUGACAAGGACGCCGGCAUCGCUGACGAGGACGCCGUCCAGGGCAUCGCCGACGAGGACGCCAUCCACGGCAUCGCUGACGAGGACGACGUCCAGGGCAUCGCUGACGAGGAUGCAGUCCAGCUCAUCGCUGACGAGGACCCCAUCCGUGGCAUCACUAAAGAGGAUGCCGCCCAGGGCUUCGCAAACAAGGAUGCCGCCCAGGGCAUUGCUAACGAGGACGCCGCCCAGGGCAUCGCUAACGAGGAGGCCGUCCACGGCAUCCCUAACGAUGCCGCCAUUCAGGGCAUUGCUAACGAGGACGCCGUCCAGGGCGUCGCUAACGACGAUGCCGUCCAGGGCGUCGCUAAAGAAGAUGGAUUCCACAGCAUCAAUAACGAGGACGCCGUCCACGGCAUCGCCGACGGGGACGCCGCCCAGGGCAUCGCCAACUGGGAUGCUGUCCAGGACAUCGCUAAUGAAGAUGGAUUCCACGGCAUCAAUAACGAGGACGCUGUCCAGGGCAUCGACAAUGAGGACGCUGUCCAGGGCAUCGCCACCUGGGACGCCGUCCAGGGCAUCGCCAACUGGGACGCCAUCCAUGGCUUUGCCGACGAGGUUGCCUUCCACGGCAUCACCGACGGGGACACUGUCCAGGGCAUCGCCGACGGGGGCAUCGCCAACGGGGACGCCAUCCAGGGCAUUGCUCUCGAUGAUGCCGUCCACGGCAUCGCUAACGAGGACGCCGCCCAGGGCAUCGCCAACUGGGAUGCUGUCCAGGACAUCGCUAAUGAAGAUGGAUUCCACGGCAUCGAUAACGAGGAUGCCGGCAUCGCCGACGGGGACGCCGUCCAUGGCAUCGCCGACGGGGUCGCCGCCCAGCGCAUCGCCGACUGGGAAGACACCCAGGGCAUCGCCGACUGGGACGCCGCCCACGGCAUCGCCGACGGGGACGGCAUCGCCGACGGGGACGCCACCAAGGGCAUGGGCAACGAGGUUGCCGUCCACGGCAUCGCUAACGAGGACGCCGUCCACGGCAUCGCUAAUGAGGACGCCCUCCACGGCGUCGCUAACGAGAAAAUCAAAUGUUAA